Molecule: messenger RNA, 6421 nt
Organism: Protopterus annectens (West African lungfish)
Lineage: Eukaryota; Metazoa; Chordata; Ceratodontiformes; Protopteridae
Gene: DOCK1
Product: dedicator of cytokinesis 1
Biological process (GO): small GTPase-mediated signal transduction; cell migration
Cellular component (GO): plasma membrane; cytoplasm
Molecular function (GO): guanyl-nucleotide exchange factor activity; small GTPase binding
Source: RefSeq, a predicted model, not a curated record
UUUUUUUUUUUUGUUAAACUCCCAGAUGAAAGCACAAAAAUGGCGGAUUGGAGUUUCCACUUCUAAAUUUGUCAGGAUUGAGUUCAGGAAGUGAAAAGAGAGAAUCGUAUCAGUUGGGGAAAUUGCAGUCCUGAAAAAUGACACGUUGGGUUCCUACCAAAAAAGAAGAAAAGUAUGGCGUAUCGAUUUAUAACUAUGAUGCCAAGGGACCAGAGGAGCUCUCUCUACAGAUUGGGGAGACUGUUCAUAUUUUAGAAACACAUGAAGGUUGGUAUAGAGGAUAUUCUUUACGGAAAAAGUCAAAAAAGGGUAUAUUUCCUUCUUCAUAUAUUGAGCACAAAGAUGCACAAGUUGAGGGAAAAGGGCAGCAUGAAACCGUUACUCCUACUGAAGUUCCACUUGUACAAGAAGUCACUACAACGCUUCGUGAAUGGUCAGCCAUAUGGAAACAACUUUUUAUUCACGAUAAUCGGGAGACAUUUAACCGUGUCCGGAGCAUGAUGUAUGAUCUUAUUGAAUGGAGGUCACAGAUACUUUCUGGAACACUUCCACAAGAUGAGCUUAAAGAACUGAAACAGAAAAUCACCUCUAGGAUUGAUUAUGGGAACAGGAUUCUUGGCUUGGAUUUGGUUGUUAGAGAUGAUGAUGGAAACACUUUGGAUCCUGAACAGACAAGCACCAUCAGCCUUUUCAGAGCUCAUGAAAAGGCUGCUAAACAAGUAGAGGAAAGACUACAGGAAGAGCAGAUGAAACAAAUUGACAUUCGAACCCAGAUAAAAUGGGCACGUGUGCCUGACUUGGCACUCUGGAAAAGAACUUGGGAAAUUGUCUGUCUAUUGGGGAAGAAAUCUGAACUACUGAUGCUAAUACAUGAUCCAUUUGAAUCCACUUAUCUUGCUGACUUGAGCGAGAACUACCUGGUGCGAUGGUCAAGUUCUGGUUUACCUAAAGACAUUGACAAGUUGCAUAAUCUUCGAGCUGUUCUAACUGAUCUUGGCAGUAAAGACUCCGCAAGAGAAAAAAUCACUUUUGUAUGCCAAAUCAUAAGAGUGGGUCGUAUGGAAUUGAGAGAGAAUACAAAGAAACCAACUUCUGGCCUCCGCAGACCAUUUGGAGUUGCAGUAAUGGAUGUUACUGACAUCCUUAAAGGAAAGGUGGAUGAUGAGGACAAACAGCACUUUAUUCCUUUUCAGCCACUAGCUUUGGAUGAUGCCACACAGCACAGGCAGCUGAAUAUAUCAUCCCGUUUUUCACCCAGGGUGGCAGGAGAGAAUGAUUUUCUUCAGACUGUCAUAAACAAAGUGAUUGCUGCUAAGGAAGUCAACCACAAAGGUCAAGGAUUAUGGGUAACACUAAAACGACUUCCUGGAGAUGUGACUCAAAUACGAAAAGAUUUUCCACAUUUAGUGGACAGAACUACAGCAGUUGCACGAAAGAUGGGAUUUCCAGAAAUAAUAAUGCCAGGUGAUGUUCGCAAUGAUAUCUAUGUGACCCUUGUUCAAGGAGACUUUGACAAAGGCAACAAAACUACUCAUAAAAAUGUGGAAGUAACCUUGUCAGUUUAUGAUGAAGAUGGCAAACGAUUAGAGGGUGUCAUUUAUGCUGGAGCUGGAGAUGAAGGUAUUUCUGAGUACAGAUCUGUGAUAUAUUAUCAAGUAAAGCAGCCACGGUGGUUUGAAACUGUUAAGGUAGCAAUUCCAAUUGAAGAAGUAAAUCGAAGUCAUUUAAGAUUCACAUUUCGUCAUCGUUCAUCUCAGGAGUCUAAAGAUAAAUCUGAGAAAAUAUUUGCCUUGGCAUUUGUUAAGCUGAUGAGAUAUGAUGGAACAACACUAAGAGAUGGAGAACAUGACCUCAUAGUUUAUAAGGCAGAAGCGAAGAAGCUGGAGGAUGUUGCAACUUAUCUUAACUUGCCAUGUACUAAGCUAGAACUAGAAGAAAGACAUUCAUCCAGUGGAAAAAGCAUGCAGAAUCUAGGAAUUUGUGCCAUUAGUAAGGACUCGUUCCAGAUUUCAACACUGGUUUGCUCAACAAAACUAACACAAAAUGUUGAUCUCCUGGGACUUUUGAAAUGGCGUUCUAAUACAAGCAUGUUGCAGCAGAAUCUGAAGCAGCUAAUGAAAGUAGAUGGUGAAGAAGUUGUAAAGUUUUUGCAAGAUACUCUUGAUGCACUUUUCAACAUCAUGAUGGAAAAUUCUGAAUGUGACACAUUUGAUACGCUGGUAUUUGAUGCUCUGGUGUUUAUCAUUGGACUUAUUGCUGACAGAAAGUUUCAACACUUUAAUCCUGUUCUGGAAACUUACAUUCGAAAACAUUUCAGUGCUACUUUGGCAUACAUAAAGCUAACCAAGGUUUUAAAAAACUAUGUGGAUAAUGCAGAGAAACCUGGGGUGAUUGACCAGUUAUGCAGAGCUCUGAAAGCUGUAGAAUAUAUCUUCAAGUUUAUUGUGCGCUCCCGAAUCCUUUUCAUACAGAGGCUGCACUAAUGUUCCUGCCAAUGAUUAUUAAUGAUCUCAAGCAAGUGUUUGAAGCCAAGGAGCUUAGCAUUCUGUUUACAGAUUUUAUCCAUAAUGUUCCAAUGGAUCGACUUGUCCAAAACAAGCUAACGUGCUUGAUCGAUAUAAUACACAGUGACCUCUUCACUCAGCAUGAUUGCAGAGAAAUAUUGUUGCCCAUGAUGACCGAGCAGUUGAAAUUCUACAUGGAGAGCCAGGAAGAAUUGAGGUUAUGUUGCUCACUGCUGAGGUUAUGUUGCUCACUGCUGAGUGACAUUCUGGAAGUGCUGUAUAGAAAUGAUGUGGGACCAACACACCGACAUGUCCAGCUAAUUAUGGAAAAGCUGUUGAGAACAGUGAACAGAACAGUCAUCGGUCUAGGGCGUGACUCUGAGCUUAUCGGAAAUUUUGUUGCUACUAUGACAGCCAUUUUACGACAAAUGGAAGAUUAUCAUUAUGGUCAUUUAAUCAAGACGUUUUGGAAGAUGAGAUCAGAUGUGGUGGACUUCUUGAUGGAGACCUUCAUCAUGUUUAAGGACCUUAUAGGGAAAAAUGUCUAUCCUUCAGACUGGAUUAUAAUGAAUAUGAUGCAGAACAAGGUCUUUCUUCGAGCAAUCAAUCAGUAUGCUGAUGUGCUAAAUAAAAGGUUCCUCGACCAAGCAAAUUUUGAGUUACAGCUCUGGAACAACUAUUUCCAUCUCGCUGUUGCCUUUCUUACCCAAGAUUCAUUGCAGCUGGAAACAUUUUCUAGUGCAAAACGUGCUAAAAUACUGAACAAAUAUGCAGAUAUGAGAAGACAGAUUGGAUUUGAGAUCAGGGAUAUGUGGUAUAACCUUGGUCAACAUAAAAUCAAAUUCAUCCCAGAGAUGGUUGGACCCAUACUUGAGAUGACAUUAAUUCCAGAGACUGAGCUCAGAAAAGCUACAAUUCCCAUAUUCUUUGACAUGAUGCAGUGUGAAUUUCACUCUACGAGAAGUUUCCAAAUGUUUGAAAAUGCGAUCAUCACCAAACUGGAUCAUGAAGUGGAAGGAGGCCGAGGAGAUGAGCAGUACAAAGUAUUAUUUGAGAAAAUCCUUUUGGAACACUGUAGAAAGCACAAAUACCUUGCAAAAAGUGGUGAGGCUUUUGUUACCUUAGUAUAUAGAUUGAUGGAGAGGCUUCUGGACUACAGAACCAUCAUGCAUGAUGAAAACAAAGAAAACCGUAUGAGCUGUACUGUUAAUGUACUGAACUUCUAUAAAGAAAUAGAAAGGGAAGAAAUGUAUAUAAGGUAUUUGUACAAGCUGUGUGAACUGCACAAAGAAUGUGAUAACUACACUGAAGCUGCCUACACACUGUUACUACACGCAAAGCUUCUUAAGUGGUCAGAAGAACCUUGUGCAGCACAUCUUACUCAGCGGGAUGGCUAUCAAGCAACUACACAAGGACAACUUAAAGAACAACUGUGCCAUGAAAUAAUAAAUUAUUUUGACAAGGGCAAGAUGUGGGAAGAGGCCAUUGCCCUGGGCAAAGAGCUUGCUGAACAGUAUGAAAAUGAAAUGUUUGAUUAUGAACAACUAAGUAGUCUGCUGAGAAAACACGCUCUGUUUUAUGAAAACAUAGUGAGAGUGAUAAGGCCAAAACCAGAUUACUUUGCUGUUGGGUACUUUGGUCAAGGAUUCCCUACAUUUCUGCGGAACAAAGUGUUCAUGUAUCGAGGCAAAGAAUAUGAACGACGUGAGGACUUUGAAGCUAGGCUGCUGACUCAGUUUCCUAAUGCAGAGAAAAUGAAGACAACAAGCCCACCCAGUGAUGACAUUAAGAAUUCAGCUGGGCAGUAUAUUCAGUGCUUUACAGUGAAGCCUGUUCUUGAACUGCCUCCAAAGUUUUAUAACAAGCCCGUGUCAGACCAGAUCUUAAGUUUUUAUACAGUGAAUGAGGUUCAGAGGUUCCAGUACUCAAGACCAAUCAGAAAAGGAGAGAAAGAUCCCGACAAUGAGUUUUCUAACAUGUGGAUUGAACGCACUACUUAUGUUAUAGCAUAUAAGCUGCCAGGUAUCUUGAGAUGGUUUGAAGUAAUAUCCUCUUCCACAAUUGAAAUCAGCCCAUUAGAAAAUGCAAUUGAAACAAUGCAGCUUACAAAUGAGAAGAUAAAUACCAUGGUUAAGCAGCAUUUAAAUGACCUCAGCCUACCCAUCAACCCCUUGUCAUUGUUACUGAAUGGGAUAGUCGAUCCUGCAGUCAUGGGAGGAUUUGCAAAUUAUGAAAAGGCCUUCUUUACUGAAAAGUACAUGCAAGAACACCUACAGGAUCUAGACAAGAUUGAAAAGUUAAAGGAUCUGAUAGCAUGGCAGAUUCCCUACCUGGCUGAAGGAAUCAAAAUUCAUGGAGAGAAAGUCACAGAAGCUCUGAGGCCUUUUCAUGAGAGAAUGGAAGUUUGCUUCAAACAGCUGAAAGAAAAAGUAGAAAAGCAAUAUGGUGUACGGACAUUGGUUUCAGGCAUGGAUGACCAAAAAGGGAGUCGACCAAAGUCAAUGAUAAGAUCAUUUACAAUGCCAUCUUCUUCAAGACCUUUGUCUGUUGUGUCAGUGUCAUCUGAUGGUACACCUUCUAGGCCUGGAUCUGAUGGGUUUAUACUUGAACCACUCUUGCCAAAGAAAGCACAUUCAAGAUCUCAGGAUAAACUGGACAGAGAUGACGUGGAAAAAGAGAAAAAAGAUAAGAAAAAAGAAAAGCGAAACAGCAAGCACCAAGAAAUAUUUGAUAAAGAGCUCAAAGCUGCAGAAAUUCCACUCCAACAGCCAGAGGCUGUAAUUCUUUCAGAAACGAUCAGUCCACUGCGACCUCAGAGACCAAAGAGCCAGGUGGUCAGUGCAAUAAGUGGUGACAGACGUAUGUCCACCUCACCAUCGACAGGAGCUUCACAACCAGGACCACCAGUAGUAGCUGCAAAGAUCAAAUUGACCUUCCCACCAGUACCCAAUCCAGAGUUCAAUGGCAUGGCAAGUCCUGAGAUAACAAAUGUUCCACCUCCUCUGCCUGUCAAAGUAUGCACUUCUGACUAUGGAAACAUAAUGGAGAACCAGGAGUUGAUGAUCCCUACAACACCACCUCCACCACCACCACCACAUAGUAGGCACCUUCCUCCUCCACUGCCUAGCAAAACGCCACCACCACCUCCUCCAAAGGCAGCCCGAAAACAAGCAUCUCUUGACACCGGUCUAGCACCAUGAACAAAUGGUAUCAUUCCUUAAAUGCAUUGCUGUAUUAUAUUAUUCUACUAUGUUUUCAAAGCAUACAGUUAUAGUAUGUUUACCUCAUUUGAAAAAGAACAAUAUUUUUAGUGCAAUGAAUUUUAUAUAAUUUAUAUAUUAUGUGUAUGUAAACAAAGUAGUUUGCUUCUAACUCUUGGGUUUAGUUGCUUAUGGGUUUUAGUUAUUAAUUUGCUCAUAAUCUGCAGGUUUUUCAGUUCAAUGUUCUUGCAUUAUUCGAACUUACACACCAGCUAAUACUGACAAUAAUUUAGCAAUUUAUAGUUUUUAGCGACACUGUAAACUCUCUGGUGAUUGGCGGACAUUGAUUACUGGUUACAUGGAGAGAGUACCACUUUAACAUUGUGUCAUUAUUUUGUAUAGAAAGUGUAUAUAUGAUUGCUAAAUCUUUUAAUUUGUUUUAUGUUGGAUGCAUUUAUAAAAGAUUUGCUACAUUAUAUUUUCAAAAAACUCUUCGUAUGUUCAGAUUUGAUGCUAGAGAACUUUGUACAAUAUUGUUAACGUUUUUGAGAUAUUUAAAACUGAAAAUAACUUGGCAGUUGCUCUUGCAAAAUAUUUUUUUACUGUUUUAUGAGAUCUGAUUUUAACACUGUAAUAUCAUAUGCUGUUAAGAAGCAAACUGAAGAGGCUGUUUUAAUUUCUUGACUUAUGGAAAUAAAGUCUUGUUAUUAAAAAUAA